Messenger RNA from Topomyia yanbarensis, 900 nucleotides. RefSeq names its product pancreatic lipase-related protein 2-like. NCBI's taxonomy places the organism in Eukaryota, Metazoa, Arthropoda, Insecta, Diptera, Culicidae. The record is from RefSeq and is a predicted model, not a curated record. Gene Ontology annotation, molecular function: lipase activity. Bases 1 to 846 code for a protein of 281 amino acids. The transcript is spliced from 4 exons.
AUGACCUUAGCCGGCUACGCUUUCAGUGCAGUUAGUAGUGGAAAAUUCGAGGAUAAGCCAAGUGAUAGCAUAUUUUUCGAAGACUACAACUGCGAAAGUGGCGAGAGGUAUGCAAUAAUAGUGCACGGUUGGAACGAGACUUGCAGCACCGAUUGGAUUGUGGAUAUGCUGUCCAAUCUUACGGCUCAUCGAGGCGGCUGCCUCAUCUGUAUGGAUUAUAGCAUAUUUUCCGUUACAGACGAUUAUUUUACCGGGCUGGUACCGCACUUUAACUUGAUCGUUGAGAAUUUAGUUCAAAAGUUGCACGUCUUGGAUUCCAAGGGAUUUCAUCCGAGGAACGGGUUUCUAUUCGGAUUCAGUUUCGGCGCACAAGCAGCUAUGGAGGCAGGUCGUAGAUUUGGAGCCAAAAGGCUUGAACGGAUAGAUGUGUGUGAACCAGCCGGUCCAGGUUUCGAUUCGGAUACGACAACCUCUGUACAAAAUCCGCAACAGGCUGCACGCAACGUGCAGUGUAUUCACACCAGCAGCGAUAUCGGUACGUUUCGACGGGAAUGCCAUCAAGAUUGGAACAUGGGAAACUGUGGCCGCGAUCAACCUGCUGCCGGUGCGUAUCCGAAAGGUUCCCAUGGUUUGUGUCCGUAUUUCUACAACAGUGCUUUCAGUAACGAAUUUCGAGCCAUUCGAAAACCGAACGAGUGCUUUUCAUUUAGAGCCGUUAGAAAAUGGCCACCCGGAUUUCGGAUGGGGUACUUCACCGAUGUGGAAAGUGGAGUAAAUGGAGAUUUGUUUGCUUCGACCACAAAUGCCUUCCCCUAUAACGAGAUUGAGGAUACGAACGAAAUUUGAUUGGUACUACAACCUAUGUUUCAAUUGAGUUAAAAAAAAAGUCGGAAGAGUCGC